GUCCUUUCUGUAGCUGUCGUGGCCUUUUCAGUGAAACGUCAUCAACAGGCUGUCUCUUGUUAGUGGUCAGGAUCGGCUGGAGUUCAGCUACAGACGCUGUCAACUAGAUUCACUCUUUUCUCCGCAGACUCCUGAAAUAUAUACUAUUGAACAAAAUGCCUGGACCCGCAUCUAGUGCAACAAAUGUUGGGGCUUCCAGUCGGUCCCCGAGUAAGACCGUGGCCCCCCGCACCGCUGGCACCUCAGUCCGACAGAGGAAGGCACCUAGCAGUGGUGCACGCAGCGGAGGCCGAUCCACAGCAUCGGCAGGCACAGGAGGGAUGUGGCGCUUCUACACUGAGGACUCACCAGGACUUAAAGUUGGUCCGGUUCCAGUUUUGGUGAUGAGUCUGCUCUUUAUCGCAUCUGUAUUUAUGCUACACAUCUGGGGCAAAUACACCCGCUCCUAAACCUGCAUGACCUCUGGACUCCCACCCUGAAGCCUGUCACCGAAUCUUAAGCCAUUGGAUAUGGACCAAACUCUGACCAUCAACACCCAAUCCCUUUUUUCUUUAUUAAAACUACCAUUUCAAGGUUAUAAAUAACUUUUUUUUUUACCCCCAUACAGCCACUACAACCAUAUGGUAAUUAAAAAAAAAAAAAAUCAGUUUUUGCUUGCAGUUUUUUUUUCCAGCUCACCAGAUCAGGACAUCCUUUUUUUUAUAUAUGUAAAUUGUACAAUAAAAUGCAAUACGUCACAA
Messenger RNA from Carassius gibelio (silver crucian carp), 740 nucleotides. It is a transcript of the gene sec61b, whose product is annotated as SEC61 translocon subunit beta. NCBI's taxonomy places the organism in Eukaryota, Metazoa, Chordata, Actinopteri, Cypriniformes, Cyprinidae. Gene Ontology annotation, biological process: intracellular protein transport. The transcript has 4 exons. Bases 156 to 449 code for a protein of 97 amino acids. The record is from RefSeq and is a predicted model, not a curated record. Gene Ontology annotation, cellular component: Sec61 translocon complex.